CAGUAAGCCAAAAGCAGGUCUCUACUCUGAGUGCACUAAAGCUUGGAAAACUGAUCAUGAACAUUCAUAACUAGCCUUUCAGUUGUAUUAUUAAUGGAUUAUUAGUUACUACCUUCUGUCUUCAGUGCCAAUAGUUUUUCUGCCUCAGAAGCAAUUGGUAACGUAUGAAAUAAGUUUACGUAUUUUAUCCUACAGACAACUACGUAGCACUGUUUUAGGCUUUUACAGUUGUACAACUGAAACAUGCAAAAUAGAACACAAGUUUCUUGUGUUAAAAUGGCGGCACCCGUGGAUCUUGAGUUGAAAAAGGCAUUUUCUGAACUUCAAGAUAAGGUCGUUGAAACCCAACAAAAGGUGAAACUGGCAGAUAUACAGAUAGAUCAGCUGAACAGAACAAAAAAGCAUGCACAUCUUGCAGACACAGAGAUCAUGACUUUGGCUGAAGAAACGAGGAUGUAUGAAGGUAUAGGACGAAUGUUUAUCCUUCUUCCCAAAGAAGUAAUUCACAAUCAGCUCUUAGAAAAACAAAAAAUAGCAGAAGAAAAAAUUAAGGACCUGGAGCAAACGAAAUCAUAUUUGGAACAGAGUGUAAAAGAAGCUGAAGAUAAUAUCCGGGAGAUGCUCACAGCUAGAGGAGCACAAUAAGUUCCUUGUGUUUGGACUGAAUAGUUGAAAGCAGACAUUUUGAACCACUAUUGUUAAACAUUCAAAGAUGUGAAGAACUUGCCUUAUGUAACUAGCUGCAUCAUGUCAACCCAACCUUGUAGUUUGAUGCACUAAUAAACUACUUAAUUUAUAUACCAAAAAAA
Molecule: messenger RNA, 809 nt
Organism: Pantherophis guttatus
Lineage: Eukaryota; Metazoa; Chordata; Lepidosauria; Squamata; Colubridae
Source: RefSeq, a predicted model, not a curated record